UCGUCGGACCUCGACGCCCUCGGCUAUCUGCCGGGGUUGAUCGUCCAGGGAGCGGAAUGGUACUUUGUGGCGUCCACGCGGCAAGACGAUAAGACGAUCCUGUGGACGAGACAGUCAAUCGGGUCCACGCAGUAUCUUCUUGGAACUUAUCGCGUUGUUCGUGCCCUGCAGUGCCUCGCUUGGUGGUCCGCUGAAGUUUAUUGGCCGUGGUUUUGCGACCACGUGCUCGUGAUGCCUUCGGUUGACGACGGUUGAAGAAUGGGUGGGCAUCUGCGCGAGUCGGAGAGCUUGUUCAUGCAUUCUGGCUGCGCUUUUCAAAACCUAGAUCUCUCGGGC
Molecule: messenger RNA, 336 nt
Organism: Colletotrichum navitas
Lineage: Eukaryota; Fungi; Ascomycota; Sordariomycetes; Glomerellales; Glomerellaceae
Exons: 2
Source: RefSeq, a predicted model, not a curated record